Elaeis guineensis (African oil palm) is the source of this 2903-nucleotide messenger RNA. RefSeq names its product pentatricopeptide repeat-containing protein At1g30610, chloroplastic. Gene Ontology annotation, biological process: chloroplast organization. Gene Ontology annotation, cellular component: chloroplast. The record is from RefSeq and is a predicted model, not a curated record. Gene Ontology annotation, molecular function: protein binding. Lineage: Eukaryota; Viridiplantae; Streptophyta; Magnoliopsida; Arecales; Arecaceae.
CACCUCUUAUCUGCAGGGCCAGCAGCGGCACCUCUCGAAUCUGCCCUCAUCCGUCUCUCUCUUCGCCCUGGAGCAAAAGCAUCGGAGUGAAGCAUCGAUCCGUGAGUUCACAGUUCUUCCUCUUAGUUCUGAUGAUUCCCCUUCACCAAAAUUCGUUCUUUUAUUGAUUUUCCGCAUCAGUAUUGAUCGGAAAGGGCGAUUGGAGUUCAUAUUUGAGCUUGUGGAAUUGUUCUGGAGGAGAUUUUAGUGAUGACGAUGACAAAUGGACAAAUCGAUGUUUUUAAUUUGAAGGGGAAUCGGGUUUUCUUCUCCGGUUCUUCAUUGAAUUCUUGCUCUGGUCACGGGUUUUUGAUUCCAGGGAGACCUGUUUCCAGUAUCACCUUGAAUUCUUUGAGGGUGACCAAAAGUUGGGAUUUUGAUGUGAGAAAACCCAAGCUCAGAGUGGCCAAUGCUUUGGCGAAUGGAGAGAUUGAAGCCCAUUCGACUCCUGGCCGGCUUCUCGAGGACGAGUUUAAGUUUAAUCCCACAUUCAAUGAUUAUGUGAAGGUCAUGGAGUCGGUUAAAAUGGAUAGGAGUCACAAAUUGAUUGGUGAUUUGGAUGAGUAUAGCUCAAAGAAAAGAUCAACAGGGAAGGAUGCCAUGGGAGCAGCUGGUAAUAAAGGAAAGGGGAGGUUGGUUAGAUUGAAGGAGCAACCGCAUAAUGCAGCAGAAGAUAUUGAUCACGAGGAGAAUAAAAAUGGGGAGAAUGCAAACUUGGCUGGAGGGCACAUCGGUCGCAGAACAAGGAAUAAGGAAUCAGAAGAUGUCAGGGUAUCUGUAAAGAAUAAAAAGCGUGUUGUUGUUCAAAGUGGCAGUGGUGGUGGUGGAUGGGGUUUGGUGGAAGGGCUUUUGGAGAAGAAAAAUGUACAAAGAAGUGAUGAUAAGAGUAGAAGUAAGUUAGACGACAAUGGAAGUGGUAAUGAUUCAAAGGAAAAAGGAGAUCAUAGUUUGUUGAGAAAGAUUAAUGGUGAUGCUAUGGAAGCAGGAAAAAAUGGUUCUAACGCUACCAAGAUGCAUGGUAAAAUUUAUGUGCAGCCUGAUAAGUUUGUUCAAGGUGAUACUGAUGACAUUGAUAUUGAGGACAGAGCUGCCUUCAAGACUUUUGAGGUAUUCACUGAUGUCAGAAACAGGCCAAGAGUUUUGCGAAUGGAAAUGGAAGAGAGAAUUCAUGAGCUAGCAAAGAAGUUGAAUGCUACAGAUGUAAAUAUGCCGGAGUGGAAAUUCUCCCACAUGUUGCAUAGUGCAAAAAUCAAAUUCUCAGAUCACUCUAUCUUGAGGGUUGUCCAGAUAUUAGGUGCAUUUGGGAACUGGAAGCGAGUGUUACAAGUUGUUCAAUGGCUUCAAUCGCGUGAAAGAUUCAAGUCGUACAAGAGCAGAUAUAUUUACACAACUGUGCUUAAUGUACUUGGGAAGGCGAAGAAACCUAUUGAGGCACUGAACAUUUUUUAUGCUAUGCGUCAAGAAUUAUCUUCAUAUCCUGACCUUGCAGCUUACCAUUGUAUUGCUGUCACACUUGGGCAAGCGGGUCUCAUGAAAGAAUUAUUUGAUGUCAUUGAUUGCAUGCGUGAUCCCCCAGAGAAGAAGUUUAAGCUGGGUCCUCUCCAGAAGUGGGAUCCUCGGUUGGAACCAGACCUUGUUGUAUACAAUGCUGUUUUAAAUGCUUGCGUUCAGCAGAAGCAAUGGGAAGGAGCAUUCUGGGUGUUGCAGCAGUUGAAGCAGGAGGGUAUAAAGCCUUCAAAUACAACAUAUGGCCUUGUCAUGGAGGUGAUGUUUGCAUGUGGCAAGUACAACUUGGUGCAUGAAUUUUUCAGGAAAGUGAAGAAGUCUUCUAUUCCUGGUGCUUUGAAUUACAAAGUUCUUGUGAAUACUCUAUGGAAAGAAGGGAGAAUAGAUGAAGCUGUGCUAGCAGUAAAGGAUAUGGAAAGACGUGGGGUUGUAGGUUCAGCUAGUCUCUAUUAUGACCUUGCUCGUUGUCUUUGUAGUGCAGGAAGAUGCCAAGAAGCACUACUUCAGAUCAACAAUAUUUGCAAGGUUGCAAAGAAGCCUUUAGUUGUGACAUACACCGGACUGAUUCAAGCCUGUCUGAACUCUGGAAGCAUUGAAAAUGCCAGAUAUAUCUUUAAUCAAAUGCAUAAAUUUUGCUCACCCAACAUUGUAACUUGCAACAUCAUGUUGAAAUCAUAUAUAGAGCAUGACAUGUUUAAAGAAGCAAAGGAUCUGUUUGAGAAGAUUUUGGAUGGCAGCCAUCAUAUUAACAGCAAAACUGAUUUGAGUCACAAGGUUGUUCCAGAUAAGUUUACAUUCAAUACCAUGAUGGAAGCAUGUGCCAAAACAAACAAUUGGCAUGAUUUUGAGAAUGUGUAUCAACAAAUGCUAAAUCAUGGAUACCACUUUGACACGAGAAGACAUCUUCAUAUGGUGCUCGGUGCAUUCAGAGCUGGAAAGGAGCAGGUACUGGAAAUGUCAUGGGAGCACCUGAUUCAUUUUGGUCGUAUACCACCACCUCCUAUCAUCAAAGAAAGGUUUUGCAUAAAAUUGAUGGAAGAUGAACCUAUGGCAGCCAUCUCUUGCAUUGAUGUCCAUCAGGAGAUUGAGAUGGACGCAUUCUCCAAGAAGUCAUGGUUAAAUCUACUCAAGAACAAAUCCAGUUGCUUAAAAAAGAAUACCAUUGUUAGGUUAUCUCAUAAGCUGAAAGACCUUAUUGCUGAAACUGAUCACCCACACCCAGUGUACCACAAUCUUUUGAAUGCUUGUACAGAACUUGAUUCCCAUGUAACGACUUUUGCAGAGUUGCCCAAUGAUCAGUAAAUAUUGCCAUGUAACUUAUAAUCAAAGCUUUAAAAGGAAGAGGUUUCUUGUUGCAA